Seriola dumerili (greater amberjack) is the source of this 4861-nucleotide messenger RNA. It is a transcript of the gene adam12b, whose product is annotated as disintegrin and metalloproteinase domain-containing protein 12-like. Gene Ontology annotation, biological process: proteolysis. Gene Ontology annotation, molecular function: metalloendopeptidase activity. Lineage: Eukaryota; Metazoa; Chordata; Actinopteri; Carangiformes; Carangidae. The transcript has 23 exons. Bases 79 to 2964 code for a protein of 961 amino acids. The record is from RefSeq and is a predicted model, not a curated record.
ACCUGUGAGAAGUGUCUGGUCCUGCUGCAUUACUAACGCAGUCUGACCGGAGCGUUUCACCACACCGAGAGCCCCAUCAUGAGAACCUGGAGGCGGCGGAGGAACUUUGCCUUUCUGAUCCUCGCUCUCCGCUUCUGGUGCCUGUCCACGGCGACAGGAAAUGCUGACAACACGGUUUACAACAUACAAGGCGGAAGUAGUCCAGACCAGGCUAAACAGCGAGGGGAAGAAACCAAACCAGAGCGCCGUGGGACCACUGUACCUCUGCUGCUCAGGGGCAAGGAGCACAGACCUCUCAGCCAGCUUGCAGCUGGGAGUUAUCCUGCGUCACUCCAGCUACUGGUACAUGCUGAAGGUGAACAGCUGAUCCUGCUGCUGGAGAAAAAUGAGGGACUUUUUGCAAGCCAUUACACCGAGACACAUUACCAAGAGGAUGGACGUGCAGUCACCGGUGCUCACAACUUCACGAAUAACUGCUACUAUCAUGGCGAAGUGCAGGCGCAUCCAAACUCUGAUGUCACCCUCAGCGUCUGCUCAGGCCUUCGAGGCUUCAUCGCACUUGAAAACAAGACAUUCAUCAUUGAGCCUGUGUCUGGCCAAGACACCGGUUCCCACCUCAUCUACCGAGUGGAAGAACUCACACUGACCCCAGGAGCCUGCGGGCAUGGCUUCAACAUGUCUUCUGUUGCUCCUGAAAACCACAUCAAAAGCCCCUUCCAAUCCUUCCACACAAGGCAUAAAAGGCAUGCUCAGAAGACAACCAAAUACGUUGAGCUGAUCAUUGUUGCUGACAACAGAGAGUUUCAGAAACAGGGAAAGGACAUCGACAAGGUGAAACAGAGACUGGCAGAGAUAGCCAAUUACGUGGACAAGUUCUACAGGGCCCUGAACAUCCGGGUGGCCCUGGUGGGUCUUGAGGUGUGGAGUGACUCUGAUAAAUGUCCCGUCACCCAGGAUCCCUUCACCACCUUGCACGAGUUCCUAGACUGGCGGAAAGUCAAGUUGCUGCCUCAGAAACCGCACGACAAUGCUCAGCUCAUAAGCGGGGUAUACUUCCAGGGCACUACCAUUGGCAUGGCACCCAUCAUGAGCAUGUGCACAGUUGAGCAAUCUGGAGGCAUUGUCAUGGAUCACUCUGAGAACCCACUGGGUGCAGCCGUGACUUUGGCACACGAACUGGGACACAAUUUUGGCAUGAACCACGACACCCCAGAGCGCGGCUGUGGCUGCAGGAUGACCGUUGAUCGUGGAGGCUGCAUCAUGACCCCCUCUACAGGGUAUCCAUUCCCAACAGUGUUCAGCACAUGUAGUAAGAAGGACCUCGCUGCCAGUCUGGAGAAAGGCGUAGGCAUGUGUUUGUACAACAUGCCUGAGGUCAAGGUGCUCUACGGUGGACAGAAGUGCGGCAAUGGCUACGUGGAGGAGGGAGAGGAGUGCGACUGCGGGGAGGCAGAGGAAUGCAUGAACCCAUGCUGCAACGCCACCACAUGCACCCUCAAGGGAGAUGCCGUGUGCGCCCAUGGACAGUGCUGUGAAGACUGCAGGCUCAAGCCGGCUGGCACCCUGUGUCGAGAGACCAGUAACUCCUGUGACCUGCCAGAGUUUUGUACUGGUGCCAACCCUCACUGCCCAGCCAACGUUUAUCUGCAUGAUGGGCACGCCUGCCACAAUGUUGAAGGCUACUGCUACAACGGCAUCUGCCAGACUCAUGAGCAACAAUGCAUCACCCUGUGGGGACCUGGAGCCAAGCCCGCCCCUGGGAUCUGCUUUGAGCGAGUCAACUCUGCAGGGGAUCCUUACGGGAACUGUGGGAAGGACUCCAAAGGCUCCUUUGCCAAAUGUGAUGCGAGGGAUGCAAAGUGUGGUAAAAUUCAGUGCCAGGGAGGAGCCAACCGGCCAGUGAUCGGAACAAAUGCUGUUUCCAUCGAAACUAACAUCCCGCUACAAGAAGGAGGGCGUAUUCUCUGUCGAGGAACACACGUUUACCUUGGUGACGACAUGCCCGACCCUGGACUGGUUCUGGCUGGUACAAAGUGUGGAGACGGCAUGGUGUGCCUGAACCGGCAGUGCCAGAAUGUCACUGUCUUUGGUGUGCAUGAGUGCUCUGGGAAAUGCAAUGGACGUGGGGUGUGCAACAACAAGAAGAACUGCCACUGUGAAGCGCACUGGGCUCCUCCAUUCUGUGAGAAAGGCGGCUUCGGUGGCAGCAUCGACAGCGGGCCGAUGAGACUUGCAGCCGACAGCGUGGUCAUUACUGUGGCAAUCCUGGUUACCUUGGUCAGCCUUCUGGUAGCCACCGUGAUCAUCUUUGUGAAGAGGAAGACCCUGCUGCGACUCCUCUUCACCAAUAAGAAAAGCACCUUGGAGAAACUCAGAUCUGUGCAGGCCAGCAGGCCGACCAGCCCCAUCAGGACUCAGUCCAUGUACAGGCCAACGCCUCAACGCAAACCUCCACCCAAACCCUCUGGAGCCAGUAUUUAUAAGCCUUCUCUCCUGAGUGCGGAGCCUCUUCUGCCUCCGCACAACUUCCACUCUCACAGCCUGCGCAGACUGCCCCUCUACCAGCCCCUGCACAUCAGCCAGCCCAUGCCGGUGUCUCUGAGUGUGGGCCAGCCUUCCCUGCCUCCUCUCCCAGCCCACCACAGGGUCCUGCCUGCCCACACGUCCCUCUCACCACCUCGAGUGCCACCUUUUCUCAGUCUGCCUCGCCAGCAGUCAUCAUACAGAGUAGACCAGGACUUUGAGAAGCCCAGUCCACCCCAGAAACCCCUUCCUGCAGACCCACUAGGGAGGAGCUCUCGGCUGGGUCACAGUGCCACAGCAGCGGGGGUCCACAUCCCCGGCGCUGGACCCCUCCCCAUACCUAUCCCCACUGUGCCCAGGCCUCCACCCACCAUCCCUCUACCCAGCAGACCUGUGCCGGUGUUGCCCUACAGACCACCAAAGACUCAUAAGGACUGCUGAGCUCUUGACGUCAUGGACGAGUAGAUCUCCCAUCAACAGAUAGAGACUUUCUUGAUUUGCACUAAUUACUGAGACUUCUGUAAGACCCUGCGGACAGUUGGAAGCGUCACAGAGUGUCUAGUGAAAAGGGGGCUAACAUCACACCUCGGUGUUAACGCCUCUAAAAGGUGCUUUGUUGUCCUCGCUCAGGUACCAAUGAACUAUUUAUCUAUUUAAUUAUUUAACUUCAAUAUCACCAGUUUGUGCACAGAGCACUCUGAUGAAGAGUGAUUUUCCCCAUGGAAAAGUUUAGGAAAAGAAAGAAACAUGGUGUCAUUUAGGAUAUUUCUUUUGCAUUCUUUGGUGAUUUUUAUACUUUUUUCUCAAAUGAAAUGCUGAAAUAUAUGAUGUUUUUUAUAAUCAGUCAAGUUGCUUGAAUAAUAGAAGUGCAAAAAGGUUUGUUUUUGGACUUAAGUGAGGAUAAAGGGAAAUGGAGCACAACUCAGCAAGUUGUCAGUGUAGCUUGUGGCCCAUAGAGCAGUGUUAUUUAUUCAGUUUUUCAUAUUGUUAUGAUGUAUUCAAUACCAAAUACAUCUUUUAUAUCCAUGCCGCCAUGGUGCUAAAAAAAAAAGAUAUUAAUCAAAUCCUUUGUUUCCUUAAAUGUAAUGGAAAAAUGCAGCAGUUCCAGCAGUUUUUCUAGGUGCAUCAUCUAAAAACUAGUCGAACUCAUAUUAAAGCCUCUACAUUUUUAUUGAGGGAUCAGCUCAUUUUGAAGUCUCACAGUCAGUCUCCCUCAUUUCCUUAUAAGUUCACUCUCACAGUGAAGUACAAACAGGAAAAGCUCUUUUCACACAUUUCACACAGGCUCUGACACACUGCUCACGGCAUGUGUUGGACGCUCAGCGUGUUCUCCUGAUACUGGCAGACGCUGCAGAGCCUCAACAGAUUCGACAGGCUGAUUGUGUUCCAGAGAAUUACACCAACACCAAAUAAUUCAACAUUAACUACGGUGUUUGUAUGUUUAACAUUUACGCUCACUUUGUCCUUGAGUGUGCGAGCCAAGUCAGAUGACUUCAGCGCUGUGAGCUUCCCAAGCUCCUCCUCCACCGUAUCAACAUGAUUUUUUUACCAUAUCUGUCCUGUCUUUUUUUUUUUUUCUUCUUUGCCUUUAUCCCAUUACAUUUUGAUUUUAUAUGGCUGAAUUAUUCUUGAACUCUGAUUAUUCAUGCAUCGUUCAUUCGAUUCAGAGCAUGCCGUUGCACUUUGAGUUUGGCACUUUCCUUGAUGUUAUUUGUCGUUGACUUGCUGGUAUAAGAGGAAGGAUUCAGCUGUUAAAAUCUUCACAGUGCAGUUCUUUUCCCUGUGUCAGUGUUCACUUUGGAUAAUGCAUUUUGUAUUUGCAGUGUAUCCGCUCGCAGUGCUCGUCCUCUCACCACUGCUGAAUGAUUGAAGUCAGUGAAGCCCUGCAUACCUUUGUUGCAUUCGUGUACAGAAGUGUGCAAGUAAUGCUUUUUUCUUUGUUUCUGGAGAUGUUCACACAUGUUCAACAGUCAGGGCAACUGCCCUCUGUUGGGAAAUAUCUGUUAGUGCUGUGUUAAAUUAGUCGUUAAAUGUUUAUGCCAUUUGUAAAUCCUAAAUGUACUGUGUUUAUUUGCAUAACUGUAACAUGUUUAAAAGCCAUUGUAAAGUGUAAAUAUUGUACGUCAGUAAUCAUUUCUCUUCUUUUUAUGUUGUUUUUUUACAAGCACAGUAAUAUAAGAACUGCUCUGAGGCCGUUCCCCACUUACACUAGGUGGUGAUUUUGAACAUUUUAACCUAUAACUUGUAGGCCAGAGACAAAUGUUUCAGGAUAACAUUUAAACUGAGAGGUUUGGUUGAUGAAAUCAGAGCCAAAUAAAACUGCCUUUAUGACUGUUUA